GUUCACAGGUUUUUUUUUUGUUGUUGUUGUUCUCUUUAAAUCAGUUUAGUCCCUAUUGUAAAUAGUGAGUUGAUACUUGCUGACAUUAAUGCAGGUUACUUUAAAAUUCUUUUGCCCAGUUAGCCCUAGAACAGUUUGUCCUUCUCCCAAAGGGGAAAAUGAUAUAAUGAAAUAGACUUAGUACACCCAGAUCUUACCACCAUGUGAUGAUUCAUUUUUAUUGUCCUUCACUUCAGAGACACACAGAACACUUGGGUAGUGAAUUUUGAGAGCACUCGCUUCCAGUCUGUUGUAUUUUACUAGCCCUGUGACUCUAAGCAAUUUCUUACCUCCUUUAACAUCUUUUGCAAAGUAAAGAUACCCAUUUUUAGGUGUUUUUUAAGCAUAGAGAUUAUGCAUUUUUGUUUUAUUUUUUAAAUGAGAUCUCACUAUGCUAUAGUCCAAGCUGUCCUUAAACUUGAAAUCCUCCUACCUCUGAAUAGCUAGGGUUACACUGCCACUGUUGCUGGCAGCAUCAGGAUUAUUAAUUUGCCUAUUGCACAGAUUUCUGCGCCCCUAAUAGCUCCAGGUACAUAAUUAAGAGUUAUCACAAGCUCAUAUGAAACUUCCAAAAACAGUCUAUGUAGGGCCUUACUAAUGCAUGUUUUGAAGAAGGUACAAGAACCAGAAGAGGACUGGAAACUUAAUAUGUCUACCCAUCUUUUGUGCUGAAAACAUCUGUUGUAAAAAAAGAAACAAAAAAAAACCAAGUAGCUCUGUGAUUGUGGUGAUAGGUCAGGUUGUACCUUGUAUAACUAAUAUCUUAGGUUACUGCUCUGGAGAUUUGCCUUUUGGUUGUCACAUCCUGGUGCUUAUUUUUGUGAUUUUUAACAACCAUAUUUAGCUUAUUAAAGAGUUAAUUAAGGAAGUAGUCUUAUAUUGGUUUUGCUGGGGUGGGGGCUUGUCUUAAAGAAUAUAUUGACUGUGGAUGAAUACUUUGUGAAUCUUUUACUGUGAAGCUGCAUGUAGCAUGUGAUAGACUUCAAAAGGAACAAGACAUGGAUACUAGCCUAUCUCCAUGACACAUUUUAUAGGUCCUCAUUUGUUAGAAGUUUUGCAAAAGUAUUUUUCUUUCUGUGCAUGAAAAAAAAAAUUCAGAUAAUUAAAAAGUGUUAACUGUCAAGUUGUAGUAACUAAGCUAAGCGUUAAGAUGUAAUACAAAGUUUUUUACACUAAUUUUAAUACUUCAUUUAUUAGCAGUCUUGCUUGAACGGUCUCUUUGAGCAGAACUAAUACAAUAUUUUGAUGUGCCACAGGUAAAUAUUUCCAUAACCUUAUGGAGAGAAAGGACUUUGAGACAUGGCUUGAUAACAUUUCUGUUACAUUUCUUUCUCUGACGGACUUGCAGAAAAAUGAAACUCUGGAUCACCUGAUUAGUCUGAGUGGGGCAGUCCAGCUCAGGCAUCUCUCCAAUAACCUGGAGACCCUCCUCAAGCGGGACUUCCUCAAACUCCUUCCUCUGGAGCUCAGUUUUUAUUUGUUAAAAUGGCUCGAUCCUCAGACUUUACUCACAUGCUGCCUCGUCUCUAAACAGUGGAAUAAGGUGAUAAGUGCCUGUACAGAGGUGUGGCAGACUGCCUGUAACAAUUUGGGCUGGCAGAUAGAUGAUUCUGUUCAGGACGCUUUGCACUGGAAGAAGGUUUAUUUGAAGGCUAUUUUGAGAAUGAAGCAACUGGAGGACCAUGAAGCCUUUGAGACCUCAUCAUUAAUUGGACACAGUGCCAGAGUGUAUGCACUUUACUACAAAGAUGGACUUCUCUGUACAGGUAAGGCACUGGGACUGGUUUCUUAGGGGUAGGAUGUUCUUGU
Molecule: messenger RNA, 1848 nt
Organism: Dipodomys ordii (Ord's kangaroo rat)
Lineage: Eukaryota; Metazoa; Chordata; Mammalia; Rodentia; Heteromyidae
Product: F-box/WD repeat-containing protein 2
Exons: 1
Coding region: 1316-1831 (171 amino acids)
Molecular function (GO): protein binding
Source: RefSeq, a predicted model, not a curated record